AGGUACCCAGUAUCCUACAGUUGCUGAAGAAAUUAAAGGUGUUGCCAGUUCAGAUCCUGUUCAUCGCAAGCUUUUUGUUCGUGGCCUGGCUUGGGAGACUACCUCAGAGACCCUGUGUGCUGCAUUUAGUAUGCAUGGAGAAAUUGAAGAGGGAGCUGUCAUUUUUGACAAAGCAACUGGAAAAUCUCGUGGAUAUGGUUUCAUUACUUAUCGGCAUAUGGAAUCUGCUCAUAAGGCAUUGCGAGAACCUAGCAAGAUGAUUGAUGGCCGUCUGGCAGUCUGUAAUCUUGCUUGUGAAAGCUUAAGCAGUGCAUCUGUCAGCACUGAUGUAGCACUGAGGAAGAUAUAUAUUGGAGGCCUGUCACCAGACAUAUCGAGUGAAACUUUGCUUAAUUUCUUUGGUAGGCAUGGGGAUAUAGAAGAAGGCUCAGUUGCUUAUGAUAAAGAGACUAACAAAUCUCGAGGAUUUGGUUUUGUUACAUACAAGACAGUCGAGGCUGCAAAGAAGGCCAUAGAUGACCCAAAUAUGACUCUUGGGGGAAGGAACAUUACGGUGAAGCUUGCAGACACCCAUAAGAGUAAAAUAAUACAAGCACAAGUACCGGCAGCAAUGGUUUCAAUGGCUGUACCUUUUCCAGCAGGAUAUGCCCAGUCUGGAAAGUCACAGUCUGCAAGCCCAUCCCCUGUAGGCUAUGCUCCGUACCCACCUGCCAUGGCAGCAUAUCCCACUGCUUACCCGAAUGCCCCUGCUCAAUAUGCAUCACCACCUCAGAUUUCAUAUCCACAAGUUGGUGGAAAAAAGGAACCAGUUGGACUGCCAUCAGCAGCGCCUGCUGGAAUUCCAGGGUACCCAUAUUAUGCAACAAAACCAUAGAAGACAAAUCUUGCAGGUAAACCGUAUCAGAUCCCAUGUUUAUCAGGCUAGAGGAUUAUUCUAGUAGCUUUAGGAGGCUUACAGCUUACACAUUGUAUAUUUGGUGAUUCUGCACUCUGCAGUGCCUAUCACUAGUUGGCAUUAGGGUUAAAAGACUAAGCUGAAGCAUUGAAGACCUCUCUCUCUCUCUUUUUUUGGGUGUCAGAUAUAUUGGCAUUGAUUAUGGCAAUCCUUUCAUGACCCGUUUAUCAGAAGAAAUGAGAUUCCGGGACGAGUAGAAUUACUAAAUAGUUUUACUUUGGAUGACACUAGGGGUACCUGCUGAGUAUUAAAUCUGUUUAUUUUUUUAAGGUGUCUAUUUGUGUUGCUCUAUUACGAACAGGCCCUCCUGCCCCCGCCAAGCAAUCCAAUUGAAUCUGCCGGAUCUCCCAGCUUUAAUCAACAGAAUUUGUCUGUUUGUGACCUAAUGACUUGAAUCCAUGGAGAGGCGCUCUUAGAUUUACAAACGAUCUAUUCAAGGGACGGCACCUGGCUCUUGAUUCUGAUGCUAGUUUUCCUCUUUAAAAUGGGAUGGCUUUCGGGUCAUUACAAGAUAUGCUUCGAGCUGCAUUAGAAUAAAGGUUCUGCAUUUUGGAAUUAAAAAACGGUAGAUCUGUUUAUUCCAGUAUUAUAAGAAUAUUCUGUUUAUUUCAGUCGUUGAGGUUGUUUUCCGGUUGUCGUAAUGUGGGAUGUACUUGUCUUGUGAUUAGCAUGUUCAAAAGAAUGUUUGCAUCGUUUAGUAAUUAGAUGAUGUUGGCCUCUUGGAACC
Messenger RNA from Elaeis guineensis (African oil palm), 1682 nucleotides. NCBI's taxonomy places the organism in Eukaryota, Viridiplantae, Streptophyta, Magnoliopsida, Arecales, Arecaceae. The record is from RefSeq and is a predicted model, not a curated record.